CUACUUUACAGAUAAAAUGGCUUCGGGAGCAGAAGCGAUGGUGGUAGCUGAAUGCUUAAAGCGAACGCUGGAACCAAACGCACAAGUUCGACGGAUUGCAGAAAAUGACUUGAAACAAAUGGAGCAGUUGCCUGGAUUUGGGAUGGUUUGUUUUGAUCUUCUAUUCGAUCAACAAACGCUCCCGGCAGUUGCAUUGGCCUCGGCAGUAUCACUCAAGAAUUUCAUCAGAGAAAACUGGAAUAAGGAGAAGUGCUUGGUUGAAAUAAACGAUGCAGAACGAGCACAAUUGCGGUCGAGGGCACUGAAGAGUAUGCUUACCACUUCAGGUAAUGUUCAGAAGCAAUUGUCUCAGAUAGUGUGCGUUAUGGGAAAGCAUGACUUUCCUGAAGAAUGGCCCGAUCUAAUCACAGUUUUGGCCCAGAAUCUAACAGGAAUUGAUCUAGAUAAACUUACAUCGACGUUAUAUACGCUGGAUGAGCUCUGUAAAAAGUACAGAUAUGAAGUGAAAUCCAAUAAAUUAUGGCAGGAGCUGGUCAUCGUCCUUCAGGCGAUAGCAGCACCAUUAACCGAUUUAUUUGCAAAAAUGGUAGAAUGCAUUCCAAAUAAGCAACUGAUGUCGGAAGCAGAAUGUCAGGCAUGGAUUGAAGUUACUACUCUGAUCACGAAGUGUUUUCAUUCUCUUUGUUCACAAGAUUUGCCGGAGUAUUUUGAGGAUAACCUAAGUACAUGGAUAAAUGGUUUUAUUGCACUAUUGCGAUUACAAAUUUCUCAAAUGGAUGCGAGAAGUAUUGAUUCAGAGGCUAAUAUUCUGGAUAAGCUAAAGUGUUGUAUAUGUGAAAUUAUCACUCUUUACUCCCAGCGAUACGAAGAAGAAAUAAUGCCUUUCAUGAUGCCCAGCGAUGAAGGUUCAGCUGCACAGGAGAAAGCAGAACAAAGGUGUUGGCUAAUCGAAUGUGUUUGGCAGCUUCUUGUUUCAAUCGAUGAAAAAGCAAGGUAUGACACCCUAGUAAACGCUUCGCUUGAUUUUCUAUCAUCGGUUUGCCAACGAUCUCAAUAUUCAGCAAUUUUCGAGCACGAGGAGAUGUUAAAGACAUUAUAUGAGGAUGUGAUAAUUAAGAAUGUGAUGCUAAGGAAAUGCGAUUUUGAGCUUUUCGAGGAUGAUUCUUUUGAGUAUAUGAGAAAAGAUAUUGAAGGCUCUGAUGUUGGUACUCGACGUCGCGGAGCAAGUGAUUUCUUGCGAGCACUUUGCCGCCGACCUGACGAAUCCCGAAUUUUAGGCAUCUUAUCAAGGGUGUUGCAAUCAUUUUUGCAAGAAAGUGUAGCAGAUCUUACUAAUAACUGGCUGAAGAAAGAUGUUGUUUAUUGUCUAAUAACAGCAGUUGCAGUGAAAGCAGAAACUGUAAAACAUGGAGCAACUGUUACUAGUGAUCUCGUGGAUGUAGUCGAUUUUUAUCAGACACACGUACAUAGUGACAUAUUUAUGGAUGAUGUCAAUGCAUUACCAAUAUUAAAGACUGAUGCACUGAAGUAUAUUGUCGUGUUCCGGAAUCACUUACGGUCAGAUCAUUUAAUAGAAGUCAUUAAUGCCUUUUUGAAACUACUUACUUCGCAGCAUACAAUCCUGCACCAAUAUACCGCUUAUGCUCUGGAAAGACUUAUGCUUGUGAAGUGCAAAGAAACUGGAAAGGUUCUAUUAACGCAUGAAAAUGUGCCAUUAGGCCCACUGAUCGUUGCUUUAUUCGCUUGUUUUGAAGCUGAUCCGAAGGCACAGAACUCACACUAUCUCAUGAAGGCUUUGAUGCGUUGCUUCAACAUUAUCGACACGGAAACAGCAAAAAGUUCUGCCCACAUUGUUAAUAAGCUGGCCACUAUGAUUGGCGUUGCUGUAAAAAAUCCAGUUAAUCCGUUGCAUCUUCAUUUUGUCUUCGAGUCACUGUGUGUACUGAUUAGACAGGUUUACGCAGUAGUGGAUGGUGGCAUUGAUAAUUUCGUGGUGCCUCUUAUAGAGAGUAUUUUUUCCUCAGACGCUAUCGAUUUUGUGCCAUAUGCACUGCAAAUCACAGCCCUUUUAUUGGAUCAGGCCGAAGCUCAGAAACAGAAGACAGGUAUGUCCUGCGUGGAUAGUUAUUUGCCUUUCUUUGGUAAUCUCAUGAAAGGUGAAUUGUGGCUACGAACAGCGAAUAUUCCAGCUGCUUUAUUGGUUAUUGAAUCAUUUAUGCGCAGUCACGGCAAACAUAUUUUGGAUAAUUAUGCAAACAGUCUCUUGGCCAUCUUCCAGAAGUUAAUUUCUUCGAAAGCUUUAGAUCAACAUGGUUUCCAGCUAGCCAGUAUAUUCCUGCACUAUUUAAAUCAAGCUGAUGUAUUAACAGAAUCCGCACUCUUGAUCCCAAUGUUACGACGGAUUCAGUUUACGAAAACAACCAAAUUCAUGAAGAAUUUCGUCUUGUUUCUGGCCCGGUUUGCGAUUGUGCAAGGAAGUGUAAUUCUCUAUCAGGUUCUGGAAUCAAUACAAACGGGUAUGUUCAUAAUGGUUGUCGAGAAAAUCCUCAUUCCUGAAUUGGGCAAAAUGUACAAUACCACAACCUAUGAUGAAAAACGACUGUGUUGCAUUGGUUUUGCCAAUCUUGCAGCUGAAACAGUGGAUAAAUUGGGAUUGCAGUAUGGAAUACUGGUAGAGUCGUUAGUGCGGUUGGUGGAAGCUUCCGGUUGUGGACCAACUUCCUUGAAUGCUGAUGAUGUUGAAGAACAGGGAAUAGGACUCUCUACACUGGAAUUGGAACGGAAUGAUCCCUACUGUAAGCUGAGUAAUGCACAGCAUCCAGAUGUAAUCGCUGCCGAAAUUGUCAAUUUUAAAGCUUAUUUGGCCGAAGCUGUAAUGGUACGCGCUGUAAUUCUCAAAGCAGAUUCAGCAAGUUGUAUUAAUGAAGAGAUACGUGGUUACCUUAUCGGGUAUGCGCAACAAGUUUGAAGUUUUGGAAAUCCCUAAUAGUGUUAUUGAUAAUUCCGCAUUAUCGAGUUUUGCUGUACACCUGUGCUUUUUACAUUAUGGAUUCUAAGUUUUUUUCCCCUUUUUCGGUCUUUAACCCUCUGUUUUUCUUUUCCCAUCUUGAUCCGCAUUGUAAAAUUGGAAAUAUACACCGACGACAUGCUUAUGUUGUCAAAAUAUACAAAUCAAAU
This is a messenger RNA of Loa loa (African eye worm), 3177 nucleotides long. Its product is annotated as importin beta family protein 5. Gene Ontology annotation, molecular function: nuclear export signal receptor activity; small GTPase binding. Bases 17 to 2968 code for a protein of 983 amino acids. The transcript has 19 exons. The record is from RefSeq and is a predicted model, not a curated record. NCBI's taxonomy places the organism in Eukaryota, Metazoa, Nematoda, Chromadorea, Rhabditida, Onchocercidae. Gene Ontology annotation, cellular component: cytosol; nuclear envelope. Gene Ontology annotation, biological process: protein export from nucleus; protein import into nucleus.